This is a messenger RNA of Zerene cesonia (dogface butterfly), 1142 nucleotides long. It is a transcript of the gene CSN5, whose product is annotated as COP9 signalosome complex subunit 5. Bases 1 to 1047 code for a protein of 348 amino acids. The record is from RefSeq and is a predicted model, not a curated record. NCBI's taxonomy places the organism in Eukaryota, Metazoa, Arthropoda, Insecta, Lepidoptera, Pieridae. The transcript is spliced from 6 exons. Gene Ontology annotation, cellular component: cytoplasm; COP9 signalosome. Gene Ontology annotation, molecular function: deNEDDylase activity; protein binding; metallopeptidase activity. Gene Ontology annotation, biological process: protein deneddylation.
AUGGCUUCCACAAGUGCUGAUUCACAAUGCACUAUAGCUCAAAAGACUUGGACAAUGGCGAAUAACAUCGAAACAGUUUCAAGUGUGGACGAAAUAUAUCGCUAUGACAAAAAGCAACAACAAGACAUUCUCAUAGCUAAACCAUGGGAGAAAGACCCACAUUUUUUUAAAGACAUCAAAAUAUCGGCCCUUGCAUUGCUGAAGAUGGUUAUGCACGCAAGAUCUGGCGGUACUUUGGAAGUUAUGGGAUUAUUAUUAGGUAAAGUUGAUGCCAACACCAUGAUAGUAAUGGAUUCUUUUGCUCUUCCUGUGGAAGGCACUGAAACUAGAGUGAAUGCACAAGCUCAAGCCUAUGAAUACAUGACUGCUUAUAUUGAGGCAGCUAAACAGGUGGGCAGACAUGAAAAUGCUAUUGGUUGGUAUCACAGCCACCCUGGGUAUGGUUGCUGGUUGUCAGGCAUCGAUGUGUCCACUCAGAUGCUUAAUCAGAACUUCCAAGAGCCGUUUGUGGCUAUCGUCAUAGAUCCAGUCAGAACCAUAUCAGCUGGCAAAGUGUGUCUCGGAGCUUUUAGGACUUAUCCUAAGGGCUACAAACCAGCAAAUGAAGAGCCAUCCGAAUAUCAAACAAUCCCACUGAACAAGAUAGAAGAUUUUGGUGUUCAUUGCAAACAAUAUUACUCAUUAGAAGUGUCCUACUUCAAGUCAUCCCUUGAUCGGAGGCUGUUAGACUCACUAUGGAACAAAUAUUGGGUCAACACUCUGAGCAGUUCCAGCCUGAUAACCAAUGCCGAUUAUACUACUGGACAGAUAUUUGACUUGUCUGAUAAAUUGGAGCAGAGUGAAGUCAGUUUGGGUCGUGGUGGUUUUAUAGUUGCUGGUGCAGAUCCUCACGAGAAGCGCACCGAAGAUAAACUCGGUAAGGCGACCAAAGACGCGUGCAAAACUACUAUCGAAGUCAUCCACGGCUUGAUGGCUCAGAUGAUAAAGGACAGACUGUUCAACAGUGUCAGCGGAAGACCUUCUCCCGCUACUCCUAUGAUAGAAUAAUUUACUUUCGAGAUUCAAUAGUAUUGCAAGAUGUAUUGAGAUGGAAGAAAUUGUAACCUCUUUUGUGAUAAGUGAAUAAAAGUUUUUGAAAUAUG